AUGCUGUCCUUCUGGGAUGUGGCCAUUGAUUUCUCUCCAGAAGAGUGGGAAUGUCUGGAGCCUGCUCAGUGGAAUCUGUACAGGGAUGUGAUGUUGGAGAAUUACAGCAACCUUGCCUUCCUGGGUCUUGCUCUCUCUAAGCCAUUCCUGGUGAUGUUUCUGGAGCUAAGACAAGGACCUUGUGAUGUGAAGAGCCCUGCAGCAGCCACUGUGUACCCAGGAAUAACACCCAAUGAUCCUAACAACUACAGCAAGAACACUGACCAUAAAUCACUCCUUAUUAAACAACAAAGAAUUCGUAUAGGGGAGAAACUCUACAAGUGUGGAGAAUGUGGUAAGGCCCUGAGUUCUCAUAAAGCACUUUCCAUACACCAGAGACUUCACACUGGAGACAAACCCUACGAGUGUGAAGUGUGUCGUAAGGCCUUUAGUACUCGCUCGUCACGUUUUAUACACAUGAAAAAUCACGCUGACGAAAAACCCUACAAGUGUGAAGACUGUGGCAAAUCGUUUUACUAUCCUUCAAUGCUCAAGCAACAUCAGAGAAAUCAUUCUAGAGAGAAACCCUACAAAUGUAAAGAAUGUGGAAAAUCCUUUCGCUUUUCUUCAAUCCUCAAGCACCAUCUGAGAAUUCAUACUAGAGAAAAUCCCUCCCGAUAUGAAGAUUGUAACAAAAGAUUUUCCUUUUCUCUACACCUUCACAAGCAGGAACAAAUCUAUACUGGAGAGAAACCCUACAAGUGUGGAGAAUGUGAGAGUUGUUUUUCCUCAUCUUCAUCCCUUAGACGACAUCAAACUUUCCAUUCUCAGGACAAUCCCUAUAAAUGUGAAGAAUGUGGGAAAAGGUUUUCAUAUUAUGGAAGUCUUCAGGAACAUCAAAGAAUUCACACUGGAGAGAAGCCAUACAAGUGUGAAAAUUGUCACAAAGCCUUUCGUUAUCGCUCAUCCCUUAGGAGACAUAAGACAGUUCAUACUGGAAAGAAACUUUACAAGUGUGAAGAGUGUGGGAGAUGUUAUUUGUCAUCUUUCAACCUUAGAAGACACCAAGUAAUUCACUCUGAAGACAAUCCACACAAGUGUGUGGAAUGUGGCAAAGCCUUUGUUGAUGCUUAUAACCUUACUCAACACAUGUUAGUUCAUACUAGAAAGAUAUCCUACAAGUGUGAAGAGUGUGGGAGAUGUUUUUUCUCACCUUUCAAACUUAGAAGACACCAAGUAAUUCACUCUGAAGACAAUCCACACAAGUGUGUGGAAUGUGGCAAAGCCUUUGUUGAUGCUUAUAACCUUACUCAACACAUGACAGUUCAUACAGGAGAGAAAUCCUACAAGUGUGAAAAGUGUCACAAAGCCUUUCGUUAUCGCUCAUCUCUUAGGAGACAUAAGACAGUUCAUACUGGAGAGAAACUUUACAAGUGUGAAGAGUGUGGGAGAUGUUUUUCCUCAUCUUCCUACUUCAGAAGACACCAAGUAAUUCACUCUGAAGACAAUCCACACAAGUGUGUGGAAUGUGGCAAAGCCUUUGAUAAUGGAUAUAGACUUACUCGACACAUGACAGUUCAUACUGGAGAGAAAUCCUACAAAGUUUUUUAAAAGUUUAUAUUUCUUCAGCCCUUAAAAGGCAUCAAAUAAUUCAUACUGAAUAAAACUCUAUGACUGUG
Molecule: messenger RNA, 1658 nt
Organism: Arvicanthis niloticus (Nile rat)
Lineage: Eukaryota; Metazoa; Chordata; Mammalia; Rodentia; Muridae
Biological process (GO): regulation of transcription by RNA polymerase II
Cellular component (GO): nucleus
Molecular function (GO): DNA-binding transcription activator activity, RNA polymerase II-specific; RNA polymerase II cis-regulatory region sequence-specific DNA binding
Source: RefSeq, a predicted model, not a curated record